UUGAUUUCACGUGUUUUUCACAUUAACAUUUUUUUAACAGUUUUAAGAUUUUCAACAGCUAAUAAAAGUAUUGAAAAAUGAGUGUCAACGGAAGUGCAAUAAUUAAUGAUGAGCAAUUAGUAACAACUGAAAUUCGACAGACAUCGUUUGACAGCGCAAAAUCGCCCGUAUUGAAACGCAGAAGAUUAUAUUCAGCUUCAAAUACCGAACUAUCUGGUAAUAAUGAGGAAAUCGACGAUUUUAACAAAAAUCCCCAAUCGGAUCCAAAUGCAAAAAAUUUUGGAGAUAGUUUUCAUGAUGAAUCGAACCGUGAUGUAUCUAUAAUUGAAGAUUCCGAACAAGAGACAAAUAAAACAGACACUGAAACUGUUUUAAACGUGAAACUCGACCCCACAAUGGACUAUCCUACUUUAUUUAAAAAUAUGACAGCUGGUUUCAUUAGCACUGCAAAAUAUUUCCGAAAAACUCUUACAAAUCAGGUUAAUAGAAAAUGCGAUUUUAUUGAGUCUACACUUGCAAAGUACACAGAGAAAGAGAUACAAACGGAUUUAACGGCACAAUUAGAAUCUUUACAAGUGGUUUUACCAAUUGCUGAUGUCGACACAUUUAAAUUAUUUGAUAAUGAAAUCACCGAAAAUGAGAAAAAAACAAAGGCCCUUAAGACAAUAAUGACCGUUUCUGCCAGACAGUCAUCAAACGCAAAAGAAGGAAUGAUGAAAAUACUCAGCGGGCUAAUAAGCAAGUCCGUUCAAGAAAAGUACAGCGCAGCUGGCAAAGGGAAUGACAAAAUAUCAUUCAAGGAUACCUACGUUUAUUCUAUAAUGCGUGAUGUUUUACUGGACUCGGACAUGGAAGCUUCUGAAGACCAAAUUUCGAGUGAUUUAAGUACUUGGUUGUCUAAUGUGAAGGACCGAGAAGGAGGGCGAAAAGGAAGAAAUUCAUCAGUGGCGAAUCCUCAAGUGUAAUAAAGUUUGGAGAAAUGUGUUAAGUUAUUUUUUUCCAAGAACUUUUCAACCAACUUUAUUAUUAUUUUUUUAUUAUUAUUAUAUUGUACUGAAGCCAUUUUUAAUUAUUAAAAUAUAAAUACAUAACAAUUUACACGCAAAAUUUAUUUCCAAUUGACUUUUUUUUUACCGCAUGUAUCAAUAAUAAUAGAAUAAAC
This is a messenger RNA of Leptopilina boulardi, 1162 nucleotides long. RefSeq lists its product as uncharacterized. The record is from RefSeq and is a predicted model, not a curated record. The transcript is spliced from 5 exons. Lineage: Eukaryota; Metazoa; Arthropoda; Insecta; Hymenoptera; Figitidae. Bases 78 to 965 code for a protein of 295 amino acids.